Messenger RNA from Cyprinus carpio (common carp), 1917 nucleotides. RefSeq names its product urotensin-2 receptor 5. NCBI's taxonomy places the organism in Eukaryota, Metazoa, Chordata, Actinopteri, Cypriniformes, Cyprinidae. Gene Ontology annotation, molecular function: urotensin II receptor activity. Gene Ontology annotation, biological process: blood vessel diameter maintenance; regulation of blood pressure; neuropeptide signaling pathway. The record is from RefSeq and is a predicted model, not a curated record. Gene Ontology annotation, cellular component: membrane.
CAUUUUGCGCGCGUUUGUUUUUAUUUAUUUACACCGAUUUACAAAGUAUGUACAUGUUUAUAGCUUCAUCUGAAAAUACAUUAGAAGUAGGCUAAUGUAAAUAUUGGUAAGUUAAUAGCUAUAUUUUGUAUAGGCUAAUGGAGAUUUCAGGUAACUGCAGUUUUGCGCACAUUAUGCUCCUUUAACAGAUGUUAAAAUGAACUAAUUUCACCACGGAAUGAAGUGAAGCAUUUUUAAAAUGGAAACAGAUGAUCCAAUUGGUGUGAGGAAUCCGGUGAAUAUCUCGGCUGUUUUUAACAACAUCUCACCAACAAUAACAGGACCUGAAGAGCACGCGCCUUCAUACGAUAUACUAAUAACAUCCAUACUCGGCACAGUUUUGACCGUCAUGUGUUUAGUAGGAGUAAUCGGAAACGUUUAUACCCUGAUCAUCAUGAACUUCUCCAUGCGCGUAACUGGAUCGAUGUAUGUCUACAUUGUGAACUUGGCUCUGGCGGACCUGCUGUACCUCUCCACCAUCCCUUUCGUGGUUUGGACGUAUUUUGCGAAGGACUGGUACUUUGGCGACAUCGGAUGCCGCGUUCUGUUCAGCCUGGACUUUGUCACCAUGCACGCCAGCAUCUUCAUCCUGACCAUCAUGAGCACGGAGCGCUAUCUGGCUGUGGUGAACCCGCUGGACACCUUCGGCCGAUCCCGGCGCUACAGGCGCUCGGUCACCUGCCUCGUCUGGCUCUUCUCCUUCAUACUGGCUCUACCGACCAUGAUCAUGAUUGACCUCAAGAGAGACGUGCACAAUGGAGUAGAGAAGCGCAUGUGCCAUCCGACCUGGCAGAUGACCGCGUACAGAGUGUAUCUGACCAUCCUGUUCAACACCUGCAUCUUGGCACCUGGAUUAAUCAUUGGAUAUCUCUACCUGAAAUUAGCCCGUACCUACUGGCUAUCGCAAACGUCUAUAUUCCCUUCCAGAGAAAUGAAGAAGUGUCCUAAACAAAAGGUGUUAUAUAUGAUCUUCAGUAUAGUUCUGACUUAUUGGGCGUGUUUCUUACCCUUCUGGUUGUGGCAGUUGCUCAGUAUCUAUUAUUACGCGCACAGAGGGCUCUCGAGCAGUACGGUGGUGUAUAUUAACUUCGUUGUUACUUGUCUGGCGUAUAGUAACAGUUGUAUUAACCCUUUUUUGUACACUUUAUUAACGAGGAAUUAUCAGGAAUAUGUGAGGGACAGACAAAAAACCUGCACAGAGUUUAAGAAGAGGUUCAGACUGUCGUCUCAAAGGUCUGUGUCUUCUGGGAGUCAUCAGUUCUGUAAUACUGUUAUACUGACCAGGGCCAGAUUUACGCACAGGUUUUCUAGGCACGUGCCUAUGUUCGCUCGUCCAGGGGGGGCCCAAACACAAUGAAGAGAAGAGAUAUAAUACUUUUGUUAAACGUUGGGCUAUCUACAACAGAAAGAGAACCAAAGCCACAGAAGACAUUGAGCAAAUAAAUAUAACAAACAAUAGGGUAAAAAAUGACAAACUAUUUCCAUGUCUUCCACUUUUUUAUGUAGGCUAUACGAAAAUCACGCUUUCUUUCUCCCAGUCUCUCUCACAGACACACACACAGUGCUCGCGCACACGCGGAGACGCGAACACAAACUUCUUGUCAGCGCUGCACCGCGAAUUUAUCACUAAAAUCGUUUUGCUGCUGAAAAGCUACAUGACAUUUCUCAGUGGCGAGGCUCUUGAAGCAGUUUAACGUAAAGAUUGGCUAUUAUAAUAGACGCUGCUGCUGCAUGCUGCUGAGAGAUACAGGUAUUCACACGCACUUAAUCUCUCUCUCUAAUAACCGCAUUAGACUGCAUUAAUAACUGCGUUAGCCUGCAUAUCAAUGGCUCAAGCUUCUGUUAUUAGCUCUAAGAUUACGUUUUGGAAUUUGCAAC